GAAAGGGUCAGAGAGCCACUUCUUCGACAGGCAGCAGCUGCACGUUUCUACACUCUCACACUUCACCAUUAACCUACAUUUUUACCACUUGGCUCGAAACGGUUAGUCCUGUGGAUUCUCUAGGUUGUCAACCGUGUAUCGUCACCACUACGGAGCGUGUUUUGUUUUUAUUUCUCACCGGAUUCUAGAAGUAACGUGCGGCGGAGAACCUGAGCUAGCAGGCUAGGUGGCUAACGGUUAGCUAGCGUUCUGGCUAGCUGCACACGCUGAGGGGUGAGGCGGCUUGCCUACUAUAGUGUCACAACGUUUGAUGGAUCCGAGGAUCGCCUGGUUUCAACCAGAACAACGUGGACCAGCAAACAACCUGUGGAUGCAGAUUUGGGAGACGACACAAGGGCUCGGCUACUUGCAUGUAAAUAACAGUGCUGGAUCUCAGAGCACGUCGAGCCGCCUUCAAGCGCUUGUCAACGGGGCGUGUGGAGCAAGAAACGGGGCACUGGGUGACUCAAACAACGGGGGGAGGACUCAGGGAAUGUCGUCCUUAAGGGGGAACGGGGACAUCACGGCGCAACGGGACUUUAUACCACUGGACAGUAAUAACAGCAACCAGAACAACCGGGGAGCCGGCGGCAGGCAGGGCGGUGUCGGCAGCGGAGGGGGGCAACAGGGCAGCGGGGUCUCUGUGCUGUGGAGGGGGCUGACGGACGGACACCCCAACAAAAGGAAAAGAGACAACAAAGCUAGCACUUUUGGAUUCAAUUCCAGCCCCUUGAACAGUGGCUCCAACACAGGAGGCUGUGAUGGAUACUCUGGGACGCCAUGGAAAGUCAGGAACUACUCCGAGGGGAUUAUAGGGUUACACGAGGAGGUCAGCGACUUCUUCGAGUACAUCUCCCCGCGGCCGGAGGAGGAGAAGAUGAGGCUGGAGGUGGUGGACAGAAUAAAGGGAGUCAUCCACGACCUGUGGCCCAGUGCUGAGGUCCAAGUGUUUGGGAGCUUCAGCACUGGUCUCUAUCUGCCAACAAGUGACAUCGACCUGGUAGUUUUCGGGAAAUGGGAGACCCUCCCACUGUGGACGCUGGAGGAGGCGCUCCGGAAGAGGAACGUCGCAGACGAGAACUCCAUCAAGGUUUUGGACAAGGCAACGGUUCCCAUCAUCAAACUGACGGACUCCUUCACUGAGGUCAAAGUGGACAUCAGCUUCAACGUGAAGAGUGGAGUGGAAGCCGCUCGCCUCAUUAAGGAAUUCAAAGAGAAAUACCCUGUGCUGCCUUACCUGGUGCUGGUGUUGAAGCAGUUCCUCCUGCAGAGGGACCUCAACGAAGUUUUCACCGGAGGGAUCGGCUCCUACAGCCUCUUCCUCAUGGCUGUCAGCUUCCUGCAGCUUCACUACAGGGAGGAUGUGUGCAGCCCCAACAUCAACAUCGGCGUUCUGCUCAUCGAGUUCUUCGAGCUCUACGGGCGCCACUUCAACUACCUGAAAACGGGCAUCCGGAUAGCAGACGGUGGCUGCUACGUCGCCAAAGACGAUGUGCAGAAGAACAUGAUGGACGGCUACAGGCCCUCCAUGCUCUACAUCGAGGACCCGCUGCAGCCAGAUAACGACGUGGGUCGGAGUUCAUACGGUGCCAUGCAGGUGAAGCAGGCCUUUGACUACGCCUACGUGGUGCUCAGCCACGCCGUGUCCCCCAUCGCCAAAUACUACCCCAACAGUGAGACCGAGAGCAUACUGGGCCGAAUAAUCCGAGUAACACAGGAAGUGGACGACUACAGGGAAUGGAUCCGGAAGAACUGGGGGAGCCAGUCUCAGAACGACCAGCCGCUCAACAAAAAUGACGUCACGCGGCUCGAGUCCCAGCAGCUCGACGAGUGCAACAACAACGUCCCGGAUGAUGAAGAUGACGAGGAUGAAGAUGUUGUUGUUCUACCGUCGCCGCCCUGCAGCAAAACCUCCUCAAACUCCUCCUCGCCGUCCCCCUCCCUGCGCUCCUCACCUUCCUCCUCCUCCCCUCUGUCGCCUUCUUCCACGUCCUCCACCUCCAGCUCCAGCGACGCGGACUCUGACGGCACGCCUUGUAAGACGGCGAAGCAGCAGCAGCAGCAGCAGUCCGGCCGCGGAAACAGCAAACACAGAGAAAAGUCUGCAGUCGUCAAUAACAACCGGACACAGAGCAACAGUAACAGCACUCCAUCAGGAAGCAACAAGGGAGGAAAGGCCAGGAUGUCUCGUUCUCACCAUAAGAGCGGCAACAACGCGCAGCAGAGCUCGACCUCCACCACCAAGAGCCACCAGAGCAACAAGCCUCACCAGCAGGGCAACAGCAAGAAGAGGAAAAAUGUGCGGGACUCCACACAAGAAGACCUCUGCAGAUAGGGGACACCUGGCCCUCGUCUCUCUGACUGUCCUGUCCCACUGCUGCUGCAGAGUCCAGCCUCCGGAUGUCGCUGGGAGCUAAACCCCACAGCCGGGAUCUGUCGAGCUUUUUCUACGGGGAAACUAGCAAGGAAAUAAAAAGAACAAAAAAAUAAAUAAAGAAUGGUUUUAGGAAACGGGGGUUUAAUUUCAUGGACCUGGAUUGAAAUGGGAAAGGAUAAAUGCUCACACGCCUCCCUGAAGCUUCUUUUAUGGAGUGGUUUUCCUUCCCACAGCCACAAAAACAUGCCUCUUGCACCUCCUGCUGUACGGGGACACACAGGAAUUGACUGCAGAGCAAACCUUGCUGCUGCUGCUGCUGCUGCUGCUGCUCCUGCUCUUGCUGCUGCCGGCUGGACAAUACAAUGAUGUUUUAUCCCUAAAAAAAAAAGAGGAAAAAAUGGCUGAAAAUGUACAAAAUCAAAGAUGUGUAAGAAGACAUGGUUCCUUACAAAUGCAAUCAGUAAGAGUGGGACAUAACUUAUGCAUGAUUUUUUUUUCGUUGGUUGAUUUUUCCUGUUGGUCUGGUUUGUUAUGUUUAAACAGACUCUACAAAUAUUUGUACAAAAAAAAAACGCAAAAAAAUAUCUAUAUAUAUGAAUAAGAAAAAAAUGUUUCAUAAUACCUUUUUACAAGAUAUACCGAUGGAAGACAUGUAAACGUGCACAUCUCGUGCCCUUUUUUUUUGGCCAAAGCCAAGAUCUUGGGGGUCCCAUUGCCAACAUAAAUCAUCAGCAUCGUGUGUGUGUGUGUGUGUGUGUGCACGUGCGCAAAGCCGUAAUGGAUGUGUGGUUGACUUUGUAUGUGUGUGAGAGUUCAACUUUCCUGUGAGUGUGAGAGAGAGAGAGCAAAUGAACACACACAGCCCUAUAGACCACCAGAGGCUAUGAGACUACAGGUAUAAAUUAAUAGGAGGUGAUUUGGUUUUUAUCCAGAAAUCCUACACAAAGUGUUAACAAUACAACUGUGGGGGUUCCUUUUGGUUCUUUACCUGCUGCAAAAUCAUUUGUAUUUGUUAAAUGUAUUUAUUUUUUUAUUAAUUAUAUGAACAUAGUAUAUAAUUAACAUUAGAGCCCGUAUCGUUGAGGCCUAUAUUGAAGUAGGACGAGUUGAGCGCGAGGGUGGGAUAUGUUCAGGUUCAGAGAAAUAAUCACAUUUAUUAUCAGUUGUUUUUUUUCCAGUUGAGUGACCAAGUUUCUUUUAAGACUUUAAGAGACCAUUUUAAAAGUUCUACAGUGAGGAUUGUGUUUUAAUGUGUGGCUGGUCUACCUACUUUAAAAGCAGAUUUUUUAUUUUAUCUUCAUAUGUCCGCUCCCUCUCUCCUGUAGAUGGCGUCGUUGCUCUUACUCCACAGAGUUUGGAGCUUGUAAACUGCAUUUGGAUGGUUCCUUUCUGUGUCAUUUCUUUAAAUUAUGUUCUGAUUAUUCAUCUGAAUGCAUGCUGGAUGGAGUUUCACACCAAAAGCACACCACAAUCGUCCUUUUGUCUCUGUGCAACAGUACCAGGUAGACAGCAAUAACAACAGCCUUUCCAUGAUACACAUAACGAUCCUCUUCACAGCGACCCUCAGCCACAAAGCGGCAGACUCACCGUCGUCUCAUCUUCUGUGUUCACACACUGAAGCACAUUUUGAUGCCUUGCAGCCAGUUGUAUGUGGUGUUGAAAAGUUGAAGGUACAAUUUAUGCCCCCCCUCUCCUCUCUUCUUCCUCAUCCCUCGGUGCUACAGUGGAGGUUUAAAAUGCAGUAUGUGAGCGCUGGAGAAUAACGUUAGCCGUGCCAGCUGAAUGUCCACAGACCCUGUUCACAGCAGAUGGAUUCAAACUCAACUCAUCUGAAACAUCGUUUCUCUGCAGCUACUACAAUUCAUGCAAUAAAAACAGUACAAUUACA
Eleginops maclovinus (Patagonian blennie) is the source of this 4304-nucleotide messenger RNA. RefSeq names its product terminal nucleotidyltransferase 4B (gene tent4b). Gene Ontology annotation, biological process: RNA 3'-end processing. Bases 311 to 2374 code for a protein of 687 amino acids. The transcript has 12 exons. Gene Ontology annotation, molecular function: poly(A) RNA polymerase activity; mRNA binding. Lineage: Eukaryota; Metazoa; Chordata; Actinopteri; Perciformes; Eleginopidae. The record is from RefSeq and is a predicted model, not a curated record. Gene Ontology annotation, cellular component: TRAMP complex; nucleolus.